GUCUGUAACUUCCCCUCCUCAACUUCUGUCACCAGCAAAUGGGACUCUCGUCAAGAAUGGGUCCUGCGUGGCCCCUGGGGAAUGCCGAAGAGAUGUUUACUCCCUGACCUACGGCCCCGACUUGAGUCUCUGGAUCAGCACAGCCUGUUGUGAAAACAGUUGUAGCGGGUUUACCCGACAAGAAGUGAGACCCGAAGCUCAGCCCAACGGGGUGAAGUGUUCCUCCUCUUCUGGGAAUAAGUUGGCCCCAUGUGACUCCCUUCCGGUCAUGAACUGCACCGGGAACGAGACUGUGUGUUUCACUCUCAGUGGGACGUGGCGUGGAGAGGGCCCCCAAAUCCUGAAGGGCUGUGCUACACCAGAGGUCUGCCACCUGCAAGCGAACACCACCCUGGGCCCGGAAGCGACUGGAUUUCAUCUCACUGCCAAGCCUGAAUGCAACCACGUGGCUCCUACCACCCACCCAGGUCCCCAUGUACCUGUGACCCAUACCAAGGCUAAGGUCACCGUCUGUUUCACCUGCUCAGACCUCCACCAUUGCAACCCUCUCCCCUGCACGGAAGAUAGGAACUACUGCCUUCAGAUAGCGGGCAUCACAGGUGGGUGUCCCUGUGGACAGGAUUGGGCAGGAGAGGAAGAAAUGGGACCUGAGACACCCAAGACCUCUCCUUGCCCUCCUGUGUUUGCUGCCUUGACUCCAGCCAUGGUAGCCCUUUUCUGGCCAUGGAGGACAGAAGCUGGUGGCAGUGGAGGAUGUGAGCUUAAAAUCCGAUGUCACGUUUGUCAUAGUUAUUCCUGAGUAACCAAGCAGCUCAAGAUGUAGAGGCUGAACCAGGCACAAAGGACAAAUAGUGUAUAAUUCCAUCUACAGGAGGUAGCUACAGUAGCCAAAAUCAUGGAAAAAGAAAGUAGAAUGGUGGUAGUUUCAGUUUUGCAAAAUGAAAAAUUUCUAGAGAUCUAUCAUACCACAAUGUGGAUAUUAUUAACAGUACUGAAGUGUACACUUAAAAGUGGUUAAGAAAGUAAAUGUUAUAUUAUGUAUUUUUUACUACAGUGAUAAAAAAAAAAACUUUGUGACUUAAAACAGCGAUGAU
Molecule: messenger RNA, 1094 nt
Organism: Orcinus orca (killer whale)
Lineage: Eukaryota; Metazoa; Chordata; Mammalia; Artiodactyla; Delphinidae
Exons: 4
Coding region: 269-799 (176 amino acids)
Source: RefSeq, a predicted model, not a curated record